Messenger RNA from Carcharodon carcharias (great white shark), 919 nucleotides. RefSeq names its product mitochondrial transcription rescue factor 1 (gene mtres1). The record is from RefSeq and is a predicted model, not a curated record. The transcript is spliced from 4 exons. NCBI's taxonomy places the organism in Eukaryota, Metazoa, Chordata, Chondrichthyes, Lamniformes, Lamnidae. The coding region runs from base 72 to 824 and encodes 250 amino acids.
UGACACCACUUUGCUGCUUCACCGUGUUGAGAUUGGGCAGCCAGGUUUUUGAAGUUCCUCCUUGCACAAGAAUGAUCUCCUCGAACCUUUCACUUUUGCUCCUGCAAUUCUUGUGUUUGGCUCGAUGUUUAGAUGGCAGCAUGAACAGCUUGAUUGCUCCGGCACGCGUCCUGAGGAGUUUGAGCACCUGCAGGAUCUUUUGGAGGAAGUGUCCGACACCUGAGCCACGUGAGGCAUGGAGCGUGAGAGCAACCCGCCGGAAUUCCUACCUGAAGUUAAACACUGCCGAGCAGAGGCCAAACCGACUCUGUGAGCAACUAGCACCGCGAGGAAAAGCUCUGCUUCUAUUUGCAAGACACAAAAGCAGCAAAAGCUCAAAAAAGGGGAAAAAGAGAAUGUUGCAAGACGAGCCAGAUGAAGAAGAGGAUGACCCUGAGAAAAGUGACUAUGAGGACGAAUCGGAAGAGGAAGAGGAUGACAGCCAGCCAAAAACUUAUAAAGACUUUGAGAAAGUAGUGCCAUCUUUCAGAUUUGACUUCAUCAUGAAAGCUGGUCUGGAUAUGGCAAGGAAUAAAGUAGAAGAUUCCUUCUAUAGUAACAAACUGAGACUGAACGGAGAAAAGCUACUGAAGAAAAGUAAAGUGGUGAAAGAGGGUGAUGUCCUGGAUCAUCUUAUCGGGGAGGAUAAGGAAGCUGAAACAGUCACCGUCAUGAGGGUGAUGGUUAGAAAGGUUGCUGAAGAAAUGACGAAUACGGAUAAAUACAGAGUGACUUUGAGACGCUGGAAACAUCUACAGUUGCCCAGAGAGGAGGUGUUUAAGUAAGACCCUGCUGUCCGCCUGGAGGAGCGCUGACUGCAGCCGUGUGCCUGGGAGACAUGGGGCAGGAGUUUACGAAAUACAAGGCUGUAACACGACAG